This is a messenger RNA of Sphenostylis stenocarpa, 627 nucleotides long. The record is from the annotation of a GenBank genome assembly. NCBI's taxonomy places the organism in Eukaryota, Viridiplantae, Streptophyta, Magnoliopsida, Fabales, Fabaceae.
AUGUCACGACAGACAGAUAGGUUUUUAGCAUCAUCCAAUGACCCAUCGUUAGAGUCUCAGUUUACAUUAAGACCGGAAGAAGGUUCCGAAGAGAUUAAAUCUUCAGACUUGACAAGUCAGCUUAUUCCUAAUUUCAAUGAGGUGGAGUUCCUGCUCACAAAAUUGUGUGACUCAAGUUCAAUUGCGGAGAUAGAAUUGAAACUUGCUGGGUUUCACCUGCAUGUAGUGAGGGAUUUGACUAAAAAGAAUACAACUUUACCUCCUCCUAUCCCUGCUUCUGUAAGUAGAGAUAAUGUCAUAGAAACUCCCAAGACAAAUGGAUCAGUUUCUACAACUUCAUUGGCCCUCUCAAAGCCGGUAGACCCAGUACCUUCUCCAGGGUCUAUCCAGACAUUCAUAGACAAAGCUGCUGAUGAAGGCUUAGUAAUAAUUCAAUCUCCAAAGGUGGGAUUCUUUAGGACAUCACGAACAAUAAAGGGGAAGCGUGCUCCACCCUCAUGUAAAGAGAAAGAAAAUGUGGAGGAGGGGCAAGUGAUUUGUUACAUUGAACAACUUGGUGGUCAGCUGCCUAUUGAGUCUGAUGUGUCCGGAGAGGUCAUCAAGAUACUGCGACAGGACGGUGGUUAG